Microdochium trichocladiopsis is the source of this 768-nucleotide messenger RNA. RefSeq lists its product as uncharacterized. The coding region runs from base 129 to 602 and encodes 157 amino acids. The record is from RefSeq and is a predicted model, not a curated record. NCBI's taxonomy places the organism in Eukaryota, Fungi, Ascomycota, Sordariomycetes, Xylariales, Microdochiaceae. The transcript is spliced from 3 exons.
AGAAAAAGAAAAACCAGAUCAAAGACAGAAAAAAUGUAACAAAGGCAACAGUGGAAAAUUCCAGCCUGCCGGGCUGGCUCUCCCACCCUCCCUCUUCUCCACCUUUCCGCAUCGUGUCAAAGAAAGCCAUGCGCCCAUGCGGCGAAACCAGAGCUAAUUUAUCAUCAAGAGAGCGCGCAAAAGAAACAACCACCCCCCCCCCCCCCCAAGAAGUUGCCGGGCCCGCCUUUUGCCUGCUCUCUGGGGGUCUUUUGUGUCCGACGAAACCGAGCGACAUCCGGCGACGUUGCGAAAGACGGCAAAUAUGCCUACAGGACAAUCAAGGUAAUUCCAUGGUUUCAGUGGUGCUUGACUCUGGUCAAAUGGCGUCCUUGGGCCACGCCAUGCAGACAUUGGACGUUUGUAGCCCUUGCAUACGGGUAUUCACAAGAGAGGCACUUCGGCCUACUAUGACCCACGAAAACCAAGGUCGGCCAGCCCGUGUUGCACCACGACCGUCGUCCUCGCAGGCUUCACUCAUGCAUGUAUGCACAUCCUUCCAUCAUCAUCAUCAUCAUUUGGGCCGUAGAACGUGCGCCGUGCCAAGAAAAGAAAUAUAUUGAGAUUUUAAUGAAAGGGGCUUUCUACAGCUCCAAAUAAACGUCUCUCGACUUGAUCGAGAUGACCCUACGACCGAGCGUUAACUUGCAUGCAAGAUGUGCGGAUAAGCGAACGCCAAAGGGAGGUUGCGUGGCCAGGAGGAGUGCUCUAUGUAUCGCUCAGACGCAU